Aspergillus versicolor CBS 583.65 is the source of this 576-nucleotide messenger RNA. Its product is annotated as cytochrome c oxidase subunit 7. The record is from RefSeq and is a predicted model, not a curated record. The transcript is spliced from 4 exons. NCBI's taxonomy places the organism in Eukaryota, Fungi, Ascomycota, Eurotiomycetes, Eurotiales, Aspergillaceae. Bases 120 to 431 code for a protein of 103 amino acids.
UAAUAUGAGCUGCGUUCGGGUCCACACAUCUCGACAUCAACUGAUCGUUCGACUCUCGCCCGUCACUGCUGCUCCUAUCCCCUCACAAAACCUCCUCCUUGCACUCAUUUACCGCCAAAAUGUUCCGCACAGCUCCUCGCAUGGCCGGAUGGGUGUUCCGUGAGAACCGCGUCCCCUACUACCAGCGCCUCUUUCAGCAGCACGACGGCAAGCGUCAGUGGUGGCAGACUUCCCGCAGCCCGUACAUCAUGUACCCCUACCUCAUCUCCGUCUACGGUCUCGGUGCUGGGCCACAAGACCUGGAUCUAAACAGAUUCUGGAGUGCCAUUGAUAUAUUAUCCAAAUUAGUUUCCCUGGAGCCAAUUGGCGGUGUACCUCUAUGCUAUUAUGGGCUGAUGGGUGGAAGGAUAUCGACGUUGUAUAUAAGCUAGAGCCCCAAUGUGCGAAUCUUUUCUUCAGCUCGUAUCGCUAUACAAAUACCCGAAAUGCGUAGCAGAAAACUUUUCCCUUCAUGAGCUUGCAACCUGAAUACUGGUAAAAGCCUGUAAUAUCGGCUUUUCCGGUUUCAAGGCUUCG